Capronia epimyces CBS 606.96 is the source of this 747-nucleotide messenger RNA. Its product is annotated as eukaryotic translation initiation factor 6. Gene Ontology annotation, molecular function: ribosomal large subunit binding. The record is from RefSeq and is a predicted model, not a curated record. Gene Ontology annotation, biological process: maturation of 5.8S rRNA; ribosomal subunit export from nucleus; cytosolic ribosome assembly. NCBI's taxonomy places the organism in Eukaryota, Fungi, Ascomycota, Eurotiomycetes, Chaetothyriales, Herpotrichiellaceae. The transcript has a single exon. Bases 1 to 747 code for a protein of 248 amino acids. Gene Ontology annotation, cellular component: preribosome, large subunit precursor; nucleolus; cytosol.
AUGGCUGUACGAGCACAAUUCGAAAAUUCCAACGAAGUUGGGGUCUUCGCCAACCUGACCAACAGCUACUGCCUAGUCGCCAUCGGGGCGUCGGAAAACUUCUACUCGAUUUUCGAAUCCGAACUCGCCGAGCUCAUUCCUAUUGUGCACUGCACCAUCGCCGGCACCCGCAUCAUCGGUCGUCUGACGACCGGCAACAAGAACGGCCUUCUCGUGCCGACAUCGACGACGGAUCAAGAAUUGCAACAUCUGCGGAACAGUUUACCGGACGAAGUGAAGAUUCAGAGAAUAGAGGAAAGAUUGUCAGCCCUGGGGAACUGUAUUGUCGCAAAUGAUCACGUUGCCCUGGUGCAUCCCGACAUCGAGCGUGAGACGGAAGAAAUCAUCGCAGACACCCUGGGAGUGGAAGUGUUUCGCCAGACCAUUGCCGGAAACGUGCUGACAGGGUCUUACAUGUCUCUGUCGAACCAAGGCGGCCUGGUCCAUCCCAAGACCAGCAUCCAGGACCAAGAUGAACUCAGCUCUUUAUUACAAGUCCCCCUGGUCGCUGGCAGCGUGAAUCGGGGAAGUUCGGUUGUCGGCGCCGGCAUGGUGGUCAACGACUGGCUUGCAGUAACAGGCAUGGACACCACCGCCACCGAGCUGAGCGUCAUCGAGAGUGUCUUCAGGCUCGGUGAAGGUGGACCAGGUGGGGUCGAUGCAAGAAUGAAUGCCAACAAGGAAAGCAUCGUCGAGAGCUUCUACUAG